Molecule: messenger RNA, 1618 nt
Organism: Nicotiana tabacum (common tobacco)
Lineage: Eukaryota; Viridiplantae; Streptophyta; Magnoliopsida; Solanales; Solanaceae
Product: putative serine/threonine-protein kinase PBL11
Biological process (GO): protein phosphorylation
Molecular function (GO): ATP binding; protein kinase activity
Source: RefSeq, a predicted model, not a curated record
GGGGGGGUUUUUGGUUGGUUUGAGUGUUUGACUACUGCUUCUUGUACUCCAUUUCUAUGAACUCUCUUUUUUCCUAUUUCUCUCUCAAAAAUCUGCUCGUCUUUACCUUUCCUCAUUUUGUAUUCAUUUGACUUGUCUUUAGGGUUUCUUUGCUAACCAAAAAAUCUAGCCAUCAACAGAUUUGGAAAUUUCAUUACUUGGGGUUGUUCAAGAAAUCAGUAAAGUUUCAAACUUUAAGCUCAGAACAGUUCAAACUUCAAUACAAUUUGCUCGGGUGCAAUUUUCUAAGGAGGAUAUAAAACCUGAAAUUGUAGACGCGAAAAUGGGUUGUUUCACAGUUUUAAAAAGUAAGAAAAAGAAGUCUGAACAGAGUAUCCACAUCAAACGUGUGAAUCCUCAGGAACAUUCUCCUACUGUGUUGCCUGAGCCCCAAGUGCACACACGGGCAUUGCAGUCGGCACCCCCAAGUUUUAGAACUAGAGUAAAACCUGUACAGUCGAGUAACAGAGUAACAAGCAGUAGGACACGGGCACUCUCUGCCCCAUCGAGCCUGGAUGCAGCAGAACAAGAUACUCUAGCAUCGAAUGAAUGUGAGGAACAAGAAGAGUUAAGGAGUCGUGUUGGUUCAAUCAAGGAAUACCAGUCACCAACUCCUCAGCCUCUUCCUCUUCCUUCACCACAGAGUGCUGCUACUCUCAAGACUAUGGGAAGCUUUAAAGUUUUGAAUGCUAGCGGCCCUUUGAAUGCCUCUGGACCGCUGCCGUUGCCUCCUACACUGCCUCCAACCUUGCCUUCUACCGGAGCACUCAGGAACUUCUCGUUUGAAGAAAUUGCUUCUGCCUGCCACCGGUUCUCUCCUGAACGAUGUAUGUCUGAAGGUCUCUCUUCUGUUAUCUACAAAGCUUCUUUUGGCGAUGAUGCCACUAGUACAAAGAAGCUUGAAGCCACUGUAACCCGCCUUCAUCCUUCUUCGCAGGGGUUAAAGGAAUUUGUAACUGAGGCCAACACACUAGCUUCUUUACAACAUCCGUCACUUUGUAAACUGAUUGGUUUUCAUGCACGGGAAGGUUCCGACCACAGAAUGUUGGUUUAUGAGAGGCUUUUCCAUGGAAGCUUAGACCGGCUUUUGUUUGGGAGGUCAGAUGGUCCCCCGAUGGACUGGAAUGCUCGAACGAAAAUUGCAUUGUGUGCUGCUCAAGGUCUCACAUUCCUGCAUGAGGAAGGACCUUUCCAGGCAAUGUUCCAUGAAUUUUCCACUGCAAAUAUACAAAUAGAUAAGGAUUUUAGUGCAAAGCUUUCGGGAUAUGGAUGCAUUACACAUAUACAAGAGACAGACAUAUCUUGCAGUUCAACUGCUCUGGGAAAUCUCUCUGAAGAGACUCUGGAGCGAGGAUUGUUAACCCCAAAGAGCAACGUUUGGAGUUUUGGGAUUGUUCUUCUUGAGUUGCUGACUGGGCGGAAGAAUUUAGACAGUCGGCAUCCAAAGGAGGAGAGGAAUUUAGUGAAGUGGAGCAGGCCUUUCCUAGCUGAUGACGGUAGAUUAUCGCUAAUCAUGGAUCCCCAGUUAAAAGGUCGGUUCCCUGCGAAAGCAGCAAGGACAGUGGCUGAUAUUGCUCAA